AUGUCCUCUAGCAUGCAGGAUAGUUCCGCAGCCGAGCAUCCUACCAUCUCUCUCCUUGAAUACGACAGCGAUAGCGAUUAUAGCACGAGCUUUUGCAGCACGGACGACUACUCGGAUGACUUGUUAGAUGACAACCUCGACAACAGAAAUGCUCUUGCCGAGUGGCGCACCCAAUAUCGAUUUUCUGGACCCCUAACUGAACGGAAAAGAAAAAGAAAAGAAGCCAGCAAGGAUGAUGAUGAUGAUGAUGAUGAAAUGCUACUCGAAGAGCGAGACAACUUCCAGUCUCUAACACACGAAAGUAAUCAGGGAGAACGUGAACGCAAUGAAACUCCAAACGCAGAAGACAUCAAAGCCUGGUAUAAAGAAUGGAUAGCCAAUCCAGAGAACCUGAAGGAACCAGAACCAGAGACACCGUGCCUGCCUAGAGCACCAUCCCAUCUCGUUCCCGGCACCGAAGAAUACUUUGAAUAUUUCACGCUUCUCAGGAAAUAUCGCCGGGCUCAACGCAUUUUCGAUCUCGAUUCCAGCGGUCAGGGUUUUCGAAAUCCAUUCACUGAACGGCGUCGCGGAUCUGAGGGAUGUGCACCAAGAUCCUCCAUAUCGCCAAAGUCUAAAACUACGACGGAGAUGCGGGGUGGAUAUAGGAGUGCUGGGGAGCAAGAAAGUGGUGGGAUUUACAACCCCUUUGAAGGGAGUGAGGUAGAAUCAUCCAACCCCUCGAGUUCCCGCACAUCCUCACCUGAUCUUAUUAUCCUUGGAAGCGUUUCGCAGCACUUUGUCACAAUCCAGGAGCCCACCCAUUCAUUCUCAUCCCAGACCGCACAGCUGUGCUCCGCAGAGAAUGAAUUACUCACUGAUCAGGCUUUCCAGAGCGCAGCCGCGGAUUUCCUCAACCCAAUCAACGUUGAGCUUCUCGUCGCUGAGCACCAGGACCUCGGAUACACCAUCACCAACAACGACGAACAUCCAGCCAAGUCCGGCUACAGAAUCCGCCAUGACUUCUCACCCCACGAAUCAAGAGAGGGAUGUUAUUGCCACUGGUGCCAAGCGGACCGAGACAACGACGCGGGCGAGAUGCCCGAACCGCACGAUCCGAAUGCCUGGUGCCAUUGUCCCACCUGCUCAAUAUUCCGCCUCGAUCAGCAGCUGGCAGAGGUACAGACACAGCUCGGGACGGAGAUGCAGACGCACGAGGCACAACAAUCCCGAAUGCAGGAGCGCCUACAGAGAGUCCACUCGUUACGAAAAGUCCGGGAAGAACUGAUGGAGCGGCGCCAGAAGAUCGCCGGGGAGUCAAAGACUGCUGAAGAACAAAAGCGCCGGGCAUCUAACGAUGUGAUGGAGUACCAAUUUGAUAUCUCGGGGCCCCCGCCGCCUGCUCGAGAAAGGCGGGGGGACAGCGGACAGGAGGACAAAGAGAAGCGAUAUGGAGGGCUUUUUGAAUGGGUUGGGAGACAGCUACGGGAUUCUGAUGAGGAAUGA
Amorphotheca resinae ATCC 22711 is the source of this 1485-nucleotide messenger RNA. RefSeq lists its product as hypothetical. Bases 1 to 1485 code for a protein of 494 amino acids. NCBI's taxonomy places the organism in Eukaryota, Fungi, Ascomycota, Leotiomycetes, Helotiales, Amorphothecaceae. The transcript has a single exon. The record is from RefSeq and is a predicted model, not a curated record.